AUGGCCAACGGCAAAUGCAACGCCGAUCCCGACGUUGGGAGUCACGUAUGUUCCACCGGUGGCGGACCGCCGCCCUCAAGUAGUGGUUGUCAACCCUUUGGCAACUUAAUUUGCAAGGGAAAAUCGCAUCCGCAGUACAAGUGCUCGCCUCGAGUGACUUCCUCGACCAAAGCCAUCCUUACCAACAACAACUUUAGCGAAGGGGGUGACGGCGGAGACCCGUCGGAGUGCGACGGGAAAUUCCAUGAUAACUCUGAAUUAAUAGUGGCGUUGUCCACGGGUUGGUACAAUGGGGGUUCGAGAUGUGGGAAGAAGGUUAAAAUUAGCGCUAGGAAUGGACGGUCUGUGGUGGCUGUGGUGGUGGAUGAGUGCGAUUCUAUAAAUGGAUGUGACAAGGCGCAUGCUCAUUUGCCGCCUUGCGGCAACAAUAUUGCCGAUGGCUCUGAUGGUGUAUGGAACGCUUUGGGACUCGAUAUAGAUGUGGGUGAAGAGCCAAUUACUUGGUCCGACGCCUAA
Cucurbita moschata (crookneck pumpkin) is the source of this 516-nucleotide messenger RNA. RefSeq names its product ripening-related protein grip22-like. The transcript has a single exon. The record is from RefSeq and is a predicted model, not a curated record. Lineage: Eukaryota; Viridiplantae; Streptophyta; Magnoliopsida; Cucurbitales; Cucurbitaceae. The coding region runs from base 1 to 516 and encodes 171 amino acids.